Vicia villosa (hairy vetch) is the source of this 2529-nucleotide messenger RNA. RefSeq lists its product as uncharacterized. The coding region runs from base 1 to 2529 and encodes 842 amino acids. The record is from RefSeq and is a predicted model, not a curated record. NCBI's taxonomy places the organism in Eukaryota, Viridiplantae, Streptophyta, Magnoliopsida, Fabales, Fabaceae. Gene Ontology annotation, molecular function: DNA binding; protein dimerization activity. The transcript has 9 exons.
AUGGCAAAGAGAUAUUACAAACUUAGCAUUUCAAAGAAGUCGACUGCACAUAGACAAAGUUUGUGGAUUAGAUUUAACGAUCCAUCUCAAUCCCGAGAUGAAAUCAUAAGUAAUGUUCCAGUUGGUGUAGAUCCAACUCAAUGGGCUCAUUUUUUUAAUUAUUGCUUGAAACCGGAAACAAUGGAGCGUUGUCGCAAAAAUAGAGAAAAUCGUAGCAAGCAAGUGAUUCCUCAUACCGGUGGUUCUAAACCUCUUCCGAGAAAAAGACAUGAGAUGUUUUUGGAAACCGGACAACAACCUAGUCGUGGAAAAUUAUACAUUGUAACCCAUAAAAAAAAAGAUGGGUCGUUUGUAAAUGAUGCGGCAAAGAAUAUUGUGCCAAGUGAUGUUGUAAGUGAGCCUAAUUCGCUGUUGAUUGCAACAGGAGCUUGUGGUGGAAAAUGGCAUCUUCUGAAACACCAUCAUCACAACCACCGUGCCUCUUCAGCUCAAAGUUUAGUUCAAACUAAUAUUAGAGGAAAAACUUAUAUAGCUUGGGCACAUUGUACUAAAAGUCCGGAUGGAAAAUCUCUUGUUUGCAUAUAUUGUCACAAAGCUUUUGGUGGAGGUGAAAUUCACAGGGUAAAACAACACUUGGUUGGAAUAGUAGGAAAUGUUGAAAUUUGUAAUUCAGUGCCUGCAGAAGUUCGUUUUCAGAUGAAACAACAUUUCAAUCGGAGCAAGAAAAGAAAAACUUCAGAUGUGGCUGAAAGCGAGUCAUUUACUACGGAUGAGGGUGAAUUGCAAGUACAAACAAACCCACGAGUUGGUGCAUCUAAAAAGAAUGACGCUCGCAUUGGUACUUAUUUUUUACCCAGAACAACUCCGGGAGCUCAGCCUACUUUAAAAAGUGUGAUGCAAAGUAAAGAAGUGGUAGAAAAAUGUGAUCUUGCUAUUGCCAAGUGGUUUAUUGAUGCAUAUAUUCCUUUCAAUGCUGCAAAUUCUCCGUAUUUUCAACCUGCAGUUGAUGCUCUUUGUUGCAUGGGUGCUGGAUAUAAAGUUCCUACCAUGCAUGCUCUUCGUGGUAAUUUGUUAAAUAAGUGGGUUGAUGACGUGAAGAUACAAAUAGAGCAAUAUUGUUCUAUCUGGAAGGAUACAGGUUGUACUCUUAUAGUAGAUGGGUGGAUUGAUCGUUGUAGGAGAACUCUUAUCAACUUUUUAGUUUAUUGCCCCAAAGGGACUGUUUUCAUAAAGUCAGUUGAUGCCUCUGGUGCUUCUAAAACUGCAGACACAUUGUUUAAGCUUUUCAAGGAAAUAGUGUUGUAUGUUGGCCAGGAAAAUGUUGUUCAAAUAGUUACAGAUAAUGCUGCGAAUUAUGUUGCUGCUGGAAAGUUGUUGGAAAGGGAGUUUCCUAAGUUGUUUUGGUCUCCUUGUGCAGUACACUGUGGAAGAGAAAUACUUCGUCCCGCUCCAACCCACUUUGCUACUAAUUUCAUUGCAUUGCAAAGUAUUCUGUCUCAUAAAGAUGCACUAAGAGCCAUGGUAACAUCCAAAGAGUGGACAACCACAACUUAUUCCAAAUAUGUCAAGGCAAAGCAAUUUGUGGAACAAGUCUUAGACUCAAGCUUUUGGUCUAAAUGUGCUGACAUAGUGAAAAUUACAGAACCUCUUGUACGUGUGUUGCGCAUUGUUGAUAGUGAAGAUAAACUGGCUAUGAGAUAUCUCUACCGAGCUAUGUAUAAAGCAAGAGAGGAGAUUGAAAAGAGGUUUAGAAGAAAUAAGUUGAAAGUAGAGCCUUAUUUGAAGAUCUUGGAUAACCGUUGGGAUGCACAACUUCGCAAAAAUCUCCAUGCGGCUGGUUAUUGGUUAAAUCCAUCUUGUAGAUUCAAUCCAAAAUAUGAAAAAAAAAACAAGUCCACCACUCAAGGCCUUUUGGAUGUCAUUGAAAAGUAUGUUUAUGAUAGCAAGGACUUCCGAUCUAAAUUAACUGCUGAGAUGACGUCAUUCAAAAAUUGUGAAGAUCAAUGGUGGGAUACGUAUGGAACCGAAGCGCCUAAUUUGCAAAAAUUGGCUAUUCGAAUUUUGAGUCAAACUUGUAGUGCAUCUUGUUGUGAGCGAAAUUGGAGUGUGUUUGAACAUAUUCAUUCAAAAAAGAGAAAUAGGCUGAAGCAUCAAAAGCUUAAUGAUCUUGUUUAUGUCCGUUACAACCUACGGCUACAAAAUAGGACCAAGAAGAAACAAAAUUAUGACCCUAUCAAUUUUGAAACACUUGAUGAUCAUUCUAAUUGGGUGUUGGAGGAUUCACCACCAUUCUUGACCGUUGAGGAGGUGGAAGCACUACGCAAGGAUCUUGCUAGUAUGACAAUUCAACCUAUUUCAAAUGAUAUUGAUGAAUUAAAUUUGGAUGAGGUUGAUGUUGAGGGAGAUGCACCACUUAACUCCGGAGAAAACAACCAAAGUAAUGAUAUCAUUGAUGGGAAGAUGUUGCAAAUGCGAUUGAUUUUGCGGGAGAUGAUUUUGAUAUUGAAGGAGAUCCAAACAUUGAGAUAA